Messenger RNA from Metopolophium dirhodum (rose-grain aphid), 3422 nucleotides. Its product is annotated as glycoprotein 3-alpha-L-fucosyltransferase A-like. Gene Ontology annotation, molecular function: alpha-(1->3)-fucosyltransferase activity. NCBI's taxonomy places the organism in Eukaryota, Metazoa, Arthropoda, Insecta, Hemiptera, Aphididae. Gene Ontology annotation, cellular component: membrane. The record is from RefSeq and is a predicted model, not a curated record.
AAUAUCAUUGUACCCAUGGGUGCGUGUGUCAAAAACUGUCGAUUAUUUAAGAUAAUAGUAGAAAAUAUGACGGGUCGGCAGAUCCGUCGUUUGCUGUACGGACUGCUGAUUUUGGCGUUAUUUGUCAUUGUUAUACAUAGUGGCCGUACUGCGUAUUGGCUGGCUAAGGAUGGACAUUACUCAGGACAACAGCACCUCUCCACCGAGGACCAGCCAGAUUACAACGAACAACAGAACUUACAAUAUUUGGAGUCACCGAUUCAAUCUUUACAAACAUACAGUCCUUUAAUGAUGGAACCGAACGAAAUUUCAAAAUCGCUAUUACCAUGGUAUUUUAAAGAUGGCUUGCUGAGGCCAAGCAGAGCUAAAAAGAAUAUGAAGACUGGACAAAGAACUACGCAGGUGUGGCCUAAAGAACAAAAAAACGGUGACCGCGUUGAAAACCAACUGAUGUUCAUACCGCCUAAUUAUCGAUACGACGAUGAACCGAAAAAAAAAAUUUUACUUUUCAAUGGUUUAAGUAGUUGGAUGGUAGACGACGGACAGAAUGUAUUUAUCUCGAAACAAUGUCCGGUGAAUAGAUGCACAAUUACUACGAAAAAAUCAGAAGCUCCAGACGUUGACGCAAUUUUAUUUCGUGAUCAUUUCUCACAUCCCGGUCACAGGAAAACUGGUAAACAAGUAUGGAUUUUAUAUUUUCUCGAGUCACCGUACCACACAGAACUGAUCACUUACAACGAUGUGUUCAACUGGACAGCGACAUACAGACACGAUAGCGAUAUCGUAACGCCAUACGAACGAUGGGCGUACUACGAUCCAUCAGUGACACAAGUUGAACGAUUAGAACGGAAUUACGCGUUUAACAAAACGAAACAAGUGGCGUGGUUUGUAUCAAACUGUGGUGCCAAAAACGGCAGAUUACAAUACGCCAGAGAAUUGGCCAAAUAUAUAUCAGUAGACGUAUACGGCGUGUGUGGACAAUUCAAGUGCCCUAGAUCGGACAAGUGUUUCCAAUUGUUGGACCAAGAUUACAAAUUUUAUUUGGCUUUUGAGAACUCCAAUUGUUUCGACUACGUAACCGAAAAGUUUUUCGUUAACGGCCUCCAGCACAACGUUCUGCCAAUAGUGAUGGGUGGGCGCCGGGAUGACUACGAGCGGAUAGCGCCCAAGCGAUCGUACGUGCACGUGGACGACUACGAGUCACCCAAACAGCUAGCCGAGUACCUGCGGCGGUUGGACGCCGACGACGACCUGUACAACGAAUACUUCCGGUGGAAAGGCACCGGCGAGUUUAUCGAUACGAAGUUCUUCUGCCGGCUGUGCGCGAUGCUGCACGACGACGGCGCACCAGCCAAGCACUACCGGAACGUCAACGACUGGUGGCGCGGCCAGGGCGUCUGCAACAACGCUAUGCCGUGGCGGCGGUUCAUCGAGUCGUCUGUCGAGGCCGGCGAAUCGGCUGGCCCGAAACCGGUGGUCAGUGGUGAUUAGCGUUUACCGCAGGCGGCGGCCGCGGCGCUUGACUACAUCACGGGGCGCUGGAGACGUCAGCGCCGCCGUCGCCGCCGCAUCGUCGUGGAGCCGUCGUCACCACCGUCGCUGUCGUCGGAAGUCGACUUUUGGCGUCCUGGUGGCGCCACCGCGGUGGGUCCGCCGCCGCCGCCGAUGCCCACCGUAUCGCCGCCGUCGCCUGCACGCCCGAACGUCCGGAAACAGCCGCCGGAACCGGCGCCGCCGCCGCCGCCACACGUGCGCAUGUCGAGCGCUGCACGGAGACGACGCAGGGGCCGCCGAAAGAACUUUCACGACGGGUCUCGGCCUGCUUCUGCAGCACAUCGUCAUCAGGCGUAAACGGUUCUCAUCGAACCAUAACGACAAUCGCAUGUAAACUGCAGCCGCAGCAAGUGCACGCCGCCGUAUCUAUAUAAUAUGAUACACCAUAAUAUAUAAUAUUAUAUAUUGUAAUCGCCAAAACCGAUAUUGUCCACUGCCAACCCCACUCGAAAAUAAUUUACAGUCCGCAUAAGCCGAGCACUUUCGUACUUUUAACUAUAUACUUAAAUGGUAAAUGCCAACUAUAAACGGUUGUGUGGGUCGAUCCGAUUCGAUCCGAUUAGCGGCUGUCGACGGCGCCUCGUUCAAUCGACCAUCCACCCACCACUCAUCCAUUCACAUGUCAUUAGCAUCGAGAACGGUGUAAAUUUGUUUUGUUGUACAUAUAAUAUUAUUGAUUCUCCGAGAUAUAAGACCCGGUCGUUGCGUCAAUACACACAGACUUUUUUUCCGGCUGACUGCACGUCCAUCUGUACACAAAUUGUACAUUCACAAUUGAAACGUUUAAAUAAUAAAUAUGAUAUUAUUCCAUAAUAUUGACUAUAGUACUUAAGUACAACCUAUACAAUUUAGUCAAAAAGCGAAAAAGUACAAAUUCGUUCUAUAGAAGUACAAAAUACCUGUACAAUAGAAUUGAGAACAAUCUGUUAACAAUAACUAAUAAGUACCUAUUAAACUAUUUAUGUGUUUACAGUGGAUUUCAGUGCAUAAUAUGUUCUAUUAUAUAUUUAUAUCUAUAUAAUACGAGUGUCAUACAAAUUAAAAACGUCUUCCACUGGUAUGAUAUUAUCGAAAUUCUACAAUUAUUAUAUGUAUAAAGUAUCUUUAAACAAAUCAAAUGUUAAUAUCGACUGAAUUAUAGACAUAAUAAUAGGCAUAAUUUUAAACUUAUUCAUUCACCGAUGUAAAAACCGUUUUUCAUAACACUGUUAUAUAUUAUACAUUAACUAUUCUCGAUAAUCUUUAGAAAAUUGUAUCAAUAUAUAAUAUACGCAUAGUAUUAUUGUUUGUUAAGUAUUAUUUUUUUUAAAUAUUACAUUAUGACGCCUAGGUUGUUAUUGUUAUUAAUAUUACAAUGCACAAUAUAUUAUUAUUUUAUACCUCCUGUGAUAACAAAGUGAUAUUUUUUAAUUACGAUAUUAGGCGCAAAUAAGCAAAUGUAUGUAAAAUAUUUCUGAAGUGCUUAUAUUAUAUAUAAUAUUAAAUAAUAAUAUAUAUAUAAAUACUACGAUUUGUAUGUAAAGACUACAAAAGAAUUACUCAUGCGCCAUUUUCUCAUAAAUAUACUUGCGCCUAUUCGAUAUUAUUUAAAAUUACAUACUAUUAUUAUAGUAAAUUAUCUUAAGUUUAGUUUUACCUAUAAAGUUAAAUAUUAGAAGGAACUUUCAAUACGGUGCUGCUAAGCAUCGAUUGAAAUUUUUUUUAUUGUUUUUAUGUUAAAUAAUUGUUACAAAUAAAUAAAUAAAUCUUGUAUAAUAAUUACAUUGAAAAUAAUUGUUUAGUUGUAUUUAUAAAUUAUUACAUAUUGUGUGUAUUUUAUAUUGUGUGGCUAUAUUUAUCAAGAUAAUAAAAUUAUUUUGUAGAGUUUA